Molecule: messenger RNA, 1799 nt
Organism: Neurospora hispaniola
Lineage: Eukaryota; Fungi; Ascomycota; Sordariomycetes; Sordariales; Sordariaceae
Exons: 2
Coding region: 289-1623 (444 amino acids)
Source: RefSeq, a predicted model, not a curated record
CCUCACGUUCGCCUUACCCAGGUGUUACUCCAAAACUGUUUAAAGCUCCCUCUUUUUCGAGACGUCACAAGGUCACACCUUGAUCACCUCAUUUCUCAUCACCCCUUGGACGCCAUUCAUUCGAUUUUUUUUUUUUUAGAGGGGAUAAAUCAUCGCAGGAAAUAAAAGUGACAAGGGUUCCAUCCUGGCUGUCUUUCUUAAAACCACCAAGGCGUGCCUUAGGCAUCUGACGGAAACCAUCAAAGAGAACUCCAGAUCAAGGGAAGCAAUCAACACACAUUCACUGCUAUGAACGCACAAAUAACUUUCCUGGAUGGAACCCUGCGUCUCAUCCACAUUCCCCUCCCCCUCUACUCGACCUUCCUCCAACCCAUCCUGCAAAUCCUUCUUCCACCAAGCCAACCAUUACCAUCAGCAACACCCUCACCACCCGUCGGUAACUUCCACCACCAAGAUGAAACAACCUUUCUAAACAUCUCCAUCACCCCCCUCGAAUGCUCCGUCGUCUGCCCCUCCUCCUGGGCCCGCGCCGUCUUUGAGCCCGCCAUCGCGCGCCUACCAGAAGACCAAGCAAAAACGAUUUCGGUUUCCAAGGAUGCCUACGCCGUUUUUUCCGUCAUCAGCGCCGGCAUGGACGCCGGCUCGCGCGUCGUCGACUUGACUUGCCCGCUUGCCUUGGCGGGGAUCCCGAUCUUCUUCAUCACGACGUAUUACUCGGAUUUCAUCCUGGUGCCGACCAAAGACAGGAGAGCGGUGGUGGAGACGUUGAGGGCCAAGGGCGGAUUUGUAUUUGUCGAGGAGGAGGGUGGAGAUGAAAACGGGUUCGAUGGGUAUGGAUCGAGAAGGGGGUCGGUGACUAUGGCGUCCGGGAUGGGUUAUCAUUAUGCCAGCGCAUCAAGUGGAAAUGGCAGGCUUAGUGGGAUGUUGACCCCGAUGAUGCCGACUACGCCGCCCCCUUCAGAUGCAGGAGAAUUGCAGCUCAAGACGUUUGAGACGCUCAAGAGGCGGAACGUGGUGCCGUUUGUGGAACCCGGUUUGAGGCUGGUGCAUUGCUCGGGGAGGGAGAAGACGAGCAUCCACGGCGGCGGGGGCGGCGAGGGCGGACGUGGCCAUGGACAUAGUGGAGGGAACGUUUCCAUGACCGGCGGCAACGGGACGGGCUACGGCGGUGAGGUUGAUGGGGACGGUAGCGCAAAUGGCGGCGCCGGUUACUACCCGCGCAGAAGGAGGAACAGCUGGAUUGACACAGUCGACACCAAGCUGUACACAAGCAUCAUCUCGGCGCUGGUGUCGCAGCCGCGGUUCCUCUCGGUGACCCUGGCGCAAGAUGACCCCCCUUCGCUGCUGCUGGACAAGGCGCUGGUGGACAUGUUUGGCGACUCGCUGGUGGGACCGACCGAGGGCACGCUGGUACCCAUCUUUCUCGACCUGGUCAACUUGCCGUUCGAGGCAACGGGCAUCGUUUCGGGGGUUGCCGGGAGGUUGGUCAAGGACAUGCCCAUGGCGGAGAGCGUGGAGCUGUCGUACUUGUCAACGGCGAGGGCCGGCGCUGUGAUCUUGUCCUGUGAGCAAGCCGUGACGGCUCUGGGAAUUUUGGAGCCUUUGCUGAAAAAGCAGGGGUGAGUGACACCGUUUUCGAUUGUGAGGCGUGGCCGAGAAGGACAUGCUGCGUUGGCCCGGCUUUGGGGAUGGUCGUUCAUGGUGAAAAAGCCCAAAAGUUUGUAUAAUCUCGACUCCUUCAUAUCGUGGGGUCAAAAUUCGGCGCGGCGGAGGAUAAUCUGGCGUUGGCUGUAAUCUUU